AGGGUAGGGUCGCUCCCAGGCUCGCCCGGCGGCCUCUGCUACACAAGGGCCACCGGAGAGCACAGUACAGGGCCCCGCGGAGUAACCUCUCGCUCGUGCUCCCUCUUCCUCGUGAGGCCCUCAGACCACUGGGGUCUGAGGGAGGUCUGGGAAUCCCCCCACCCUCUUCUGAGGCCAUUGGGCCGCCUCUCGUUCCCCACUCAGGGCCCGGCCGAACCUGGAAAGAUGGUGGUGCCAGCCUCAGGCGAGGCGCCAAGGCUGGGAGGGCCGCCAGGUCGCUCGGGAUCGACUUUCCUCACCCCCGUUCUCACCUCUUUGUCCUCCGCCUUCUCUUCAAUACCUAAUAGCGCGUACAGGUCCAUUUGUAAGAGCUCCUUGGUCACCGCCAUGGUUCCAACUCUGAUUGGAUUAGUACUACAACUCCCAAAAGUCUAAGCGUGUGGGACUUCCCGGGGACUGUCGGCUCCAAGCCCGCUGAAUGGUGAACGAACUACGACUCCCGGCAGCCCUCGCGCCCGCCGCUGCUGCCUUCCGGCUGGGGUGACUGUCGUGAGUCUCCUGUCGGAGGCUUUGGCUGGCCCGCGCGAGUGGGCGUGGUAGGCAGGGGCGGGGCUGGGUGAGGUGCAAGGGGACUGUACCUGACCCUCAAGAGCUCUGCUCUGCGGAUCUUGCCGCGCCGCACCAGGAAACAGGAUGGAGAGUAGGUGCUACGGCUGCGCUGUCAAGUUCACCCUCUUCAAGAAGGAGUAUGGCUGUAAGAACUGUGGCCGGGCCUUCUGUUCCGGCUGCCUUAGCUUCAGUGCAGCAGUUCCCCGAGCUGGAAACACUCAACAGAAAGUCUGCAAGCAGUGCCAUGAGGUUCUGACCAGAGGAUCUUCUCCUGCCAAUGCCUCCAAGUGGUCACCACCUCAGAACUAUAAGAAGCGUGUGGCAGCGUUGGAAGCCAAGCAGAAGCCCAGCACUCCCCAGAGCCGUGGACUGACCCAGCAAGAUCAAGUCAUUGCUGAGCGCCUAGCACGGCUCCGCCAGGAGAACAAACCCAGUGAGCAGGCCCAGAAAAGACACCAUCCGGGGCUCCUGGGAGUAGGAUCCCUCUGGACCUUACAAGGCUUCUCUAUGCCAUUUGCAGAGUCAGUGCCUUCACAGGCGGAGAUAGAAGCCAGGCUAGCUGCACUCAGGGAUGCACCCCAGGGUCCCGUCCCUUCCACCCAGGAGAUGGUGGCUCGGCUUGCUGUGCUACAAGGCAGAGUUCCAUCUUCUCAGGGCCCCCAGUUGGCACAUCAACCACCGGACCCCAGGACCCAGGUGCAGCAGGCAGAGGAUCUGCUGACACAGCUAACAGCGGAGGUGGCUAUUGAUGAGAGCUGGGAACGAGAAGGCCCAGCCACCUCUAUCCAGAACGACCUCAACCGGGGGGGCCCAGGGGCUCAGAGCACCAGUUCCAGGGGGCAAGCCACCUGGUCCCUGGAGGAGGAGAAGAGCAGGUUGCUGGCUGAGGCAGCGGUCGAACUUCGGCAGGAAAACACUCGGCAGGAGCGCAUCCUAGCCCUUGCCAAGCGCCUGGCUGUGCUGCAGGGACGGGACCCUGAUAAAGUGACCCUCCAGGACUACCACCUUCCAGACAGCGAUGAUGAAGAGGAGGAAGAGACGGCCAUCCAGAGAGUCCUGCAGCAGCUCACCGAAGAAGCUGCCCUGGAUGAGGCAAGUGGCUUUAACAUCCCUGUGGAGCCAACUCCCCAACCCCAAGACCAGUCCUGCAGGGCAGAGCCUAAGGCCCAGACCCUGGUCGCCCAGCCCGAGGAAGAGGAAGAUGAGCUCCCCUGGUGCUGCAUCUGCAAUGAGGAUGCCACCCUUCGCUGUGCUGGCUGCGACGGAGACCUCUACUGCGUCCGCUGCUUCCGGGAAGGCCAUGAUGCCUUUGAGCUUACAGAGCACCAGACAUCUGCCUACCAGCCCCUGCAUAAAGGCCGAGGACACUGAGGGAGCCCUGGUCCUCCAGGGAAGGUCAUCCUACAGGCAAGCACACGGGCUGGGGUGCCCUCCGGGGCAUCUGAUGGGAGGACAUGUCAGGCUGGACUGCUUAUAAAUGUGCCCUUUCCUAAGCCUCCAUUCCUGGAAGGAGGAAGGAGUCUCCAUUGGAGACAAUGACUGGAGGAGCCAGAGGGAAGGCAGAGGUCAGGAGCCUUCCAGCAUUGGAGUCUGGAUUGGAAGUGAGCGACAGAGCAAGACCAGUCUGAAUCUAAGGAGGAGCCUUGAAACUUGCUCAAGAGCCCAGGGCCCUCCGCUGGCACUUGGAGGAUUUAAUAAAGUGUGUGAUUCAUUGGA
This is a messenger RNA of Cervus elaphus (red deer), 2325 nucleotides long. RefSeq names its product zinc finger FYVE-type containing 19 (gene ZFYVE19). The transcript is spliced from 10 exons. Gene Ontology annotation, cellular component: cleavage furrow; centrosome; midbody. The record is from RefSeq and is a predicted model, not a curated record. Gene Ontology annotation, molecular function: phosphatidylinositol-3-phosphate binding; metal ion binding. Lineage: Eukaryota; Metazoa; Chordata; Mammalia; Artiodactyla; Cervidae. Gene Ontology annotation, biological process: abscission; mitotic cytokinesis checkpoint signaling. The coding region runs from base 694 to 1980 and encodes 428 amino acids.